AAGAAGAAAAAAACCUCCCAGUCCUGUAACUCCUGCAGCUCCAGCGAGGCAGCCUGGAUUUGCAGUCAGGGGACACUCAUCAUCCUCCUCCUCCUCCUCAUCAGCAGAGCAGCUCUCUCUCUCUUUCUCUCUGUCCCUCGCUCAGACACCCCCACAUUUACUCUUUUUCUCUCUCUCCCUGUCCGUCUCUCUAAACACGAACAUCUCUUUUCUUUUCUAUUCUUGACACAAUCAUGUCCGCAAACGGCGUCGACGGGGACUUGCUGCAGAUCCCUCUGGGGCUCAUCAACAGCGAGGGGAAGUAUCUGACGGCGGAGACCUUCGGCUUCAAAAUCAACGCCUCGGCCAGCAGCCUGAAGAAGAAGCAAACCUGGACCCUGGAGCAGACCGGAGAGGACGGCAGCGCCGUGUUCCUCCGCUCCCACCUGGGCCGCUACCUCGCCACGGACAAAGACGGCAACGUUACCGCGGACAGCGAGACGCGCGGCGGACGGGACUGCCGCUUCGUCAUCACCGCGCACGAAGACGGGCGGUGGUCUCUGCAGUCCGAGCCCUAUGGCCGGUUCCUCGGCGGCAGCGAGGACCGGAUCACCUGCUUUGCGCAAACUGCCACACCGGCAGAGAGAUGGAGCGUGCACCUGGCUGUGCACCCGCAAGUUAACCUGUACAGUUUUACGCGCAAACGCUUCGCCCACCUGAGCGCGCACGGGGAGCGGCAGGAGGUGUCAAUAGACCGGGAUGUCCCUUGGGGGGUGGAUUCGCUUGUGACACUGGUCUACCGUGACCAGCGCUACCACCUCGAGACUUCUGACAACCGCUUCCUCCGAAAUGAUGGCAGCCUGUCCACAAAAACGGACAAGGACACCGGUUACAUGCUGGAGUUCCGCUCUGGAAAAGUGGCAUUCUGCGACUGCAACGGCCGCUACCUGGCGCCCACGGGCCCAACCGGCACAAUGAGAUCUGGGAAAAGCGCCCGGGUUGGGAAGGAUGAACUGUUUGGCCUGGAGCGCAGCCACGCGCAGGUCGUGCUGACUGCAGGCAACGAGAGAAACGUCUCCACGAGGCAAGGCAUAGAUCUGUCAGCCAAUCAGGACGAGGAAGGAGACCAGGAAGUCUUUCAGUUGGAGAUGAGCCGUGAAGACAGGAAGUGUGCCUUCAGAACCGCUGCCGGAAAAUACUGGACUCUGACAGCAUCUGGGGGACUGCAGUGCACUGCCUCCACCAAGUCGGCCGACAGUUACUUUGAACUUGAGUGGCGUGACGGCCGUGUGUGUGUGCGUGCGGCUAACAACAAAUAUGUGAUUGCCAAGAGGAACGGGCAGCUAGCUGCUACUGUUGACAGCGCAGGGGAGGCUGAACAGUUCCUGAUGAAGCUGAUCAACCGUCCGAUCAUAGUCCUUCGUGGGGAGCACGGUUUCAUCGGGGCUCGUAAAGCAGGAAUGGCUACCCUCGACUCCAACCGAGCAUCAUACGACGUUUUCCAGCUGGAGUUUCACAACGGAGCUUACUCACUUAAAGACUCCCAGGGGAAGUAUUGGUGUGUUGGAGACGACACAGCGGUGGGGUGCAGCAGCUCCACACCUGUCCAGUUCCAGUUUGAGUUCUGUGACCUCAACAAGAUGGCCAUCCGUGCUCUCGGGGGGAAGUACCUUAAAGGGGACCAUGCUGGAGGGCUAAAGGCCAGCGUCGACUCCCUGGACAGCGCCACCCGCUGGGAAUACUGAGAAAGCAGAGCCGGACUUCUCCACUAUCUGACACAAUGCUUCAAACUAUUGAUAGUUAGUGCGUGUGUGUGUGUGUGUGUGUGUGUGUGUGUGUGUGUGUGUGUGUGGGAUGUGAAACUGGAAACUGAUAAACUGGAAGUCAUGGCACCAAAGCACUACAGGUGUUUUUUUAUUUUGUAUUUUCUUUCACAACCAUUAUCUCUUCCUACUGGGCUUUUUAACUGGAUGUACUGAUGACUUGUUGUGUAAUGAAUGAAUCAUAGGUUAACUGUUUCACUUCCCAUCAAAUCUACAAAACCUGUACCUGAUGAAUGUCAGGACAUUUAUUAUCUCUAGUUGUGCCUAACUGUGGUAACUACUAAACACACAUAUUGAAUGCUAUAACUUACAAUAUCUAACCUUCUCCUGUUUAAUGUCCUGCUUGCUCUAUUGCGCUGCUUUCAUUUCCUGCUCUCUUUCAAACUAUUAAGCACAACACACAUCAGAUAUAGGGAUGUUACUGAUUUACAUGUUUCUGCUGUAAAUAAGGCUUUCAUUGUCACUGACUGCUUCAGAAACAUAGUAACCAUGGAGACUUACAAUGCAAAAGUGUGUUGAGGGUGAUAAGAAAGAAAUAACAUGUUCUUCUUCUAUGUGCUACUUGCUGCACCUUUUCCUUUCUCAAUCUUAGAUAUGAAGGCAGACACAAUCUGUAUAUGAACAGAUGUAUCUCAGAAGUCAAAGGUUUCUCUUAAAGUCUGUAAUCCAUUCCUCUGAUUAGUAGUGUAAGCUUUUCAAUUAUACUUCAGAAGGAGCUUUUGAGAACGAGUGAAAGGGGAGACUGUGGGUAAAUUACUAAGCAUUUAAAAUGCACAUAUACAAAUAUGCAGUCAUAGAUACAUUUAUUCCAACUAUGACUCAAAAUCUGCACAUUAAGGUCCAACUGCAAGAAGUGAAAAGCACAUGUUUGUUGCAGUGAAAUGUCUUAAAUUGGGUGCUACUGCGCUGCUGUGUGAACAUAAUGAAAGAGUCUCUCUGGCUAUUAUUGUGUCUGUGCCUUCCAUAGAGCAUUUCAGUCUUUUCUUUUUCAUCUUCUUACAUUUGAACUAAAGUUUAAACCCCAAUAAAAUCUUCCCUCUUAACAGUG
Messenger RNA from Cottoperca gobio, 2850 nucleotides. RefSeq names its product fascin-like. Lineage: Eukaryota; Metazoa; Chordata; Actinopteri; Perciformes; Bovichtidae. Gene Ontology annotation, molecular function: actin filament binding; protein-macromolecule adaptor activity. Bases 234 to 1724 code for a protein of 496 amino acids. The record is from RefSeq and is a predicted model, not a curated record. Gene Ontology annotation, cellular component: filopodium; ruffle; growth cone. The transcript has 5 exons. Gene Ontology annotation, biological process: actin filament bundle assembly; establishment or maintenance of cell polarity; cell migration.